UCGUUGCCUCACUUCCAAGGCCCAUCAGGACACUGUUUCAGAAGGAAAAGGAAAGUGCACGAUGAAUCAUCAUCUUCCCCAAAGCUCCAGAGUCCAGUGCAGUCCUCAAGCCGCCGCGACGAGAAAGAUGGCGGCCAUCUCGAACACGUCGAGCAAGAGGAUCGCUCUGGUUACCGGAGGGAACAAAGGGGUCGGGCUGGAGACGUGCCGGAAGCUCGCGUCUAGAGGGCUCAAGGUCGUGCUGACGGCGAGGAACGAGGCGAGGGGUCUGGAGGCGGUCGACGGCAUCAGGCGCUCCGGUGGUCCCGGCCAACCCGAUGUUAUCUUCCAUCAGUUGGAUGUCACCGACACUUCCAGCAUCGAUCGGCUGGCGGAUUUCGUCAGGGAUCAAUUCGGAAGGCUCGAUAUCCUGAUAAACAAUGCCGGCAUUUCAGGUGUUGACCGAGAUCCAGUUCUAGUUGCCAAAGUUAAGGAACAGGUUGAAAGCAUGGAUGUAAAUCAGAGAGUUCAAUGGAUGAAAGAAAAUUCAAAGGAGACAUAUGAAGAGGCAAAAGAGUGUAUGAGAACGAACUACUAUGGGCCAAAGCUUGUCACCGAGGCACUACUUCCUCUUCUUCAGUUGUCCUCCUCUGGGAGAAUUGUCAAUGUCUCAUCAGGCUUUGGUCUGCUACGAAACUUUAACAGUGAAGAACUUAAGAAGGAACUCAAUGACAUUGACAACCUUACUGAAAAAAGACUGGAUGAGCUGUUGGAUUUGUUCCUAGAAGAUUUCAAGGCCAACUUAAUAGAGGCACAUGGAUGGCCAACGGGUGGCUCUUCAGCCUACAAAGUUGCCAAAGCUGCCCUCAAUGCAUACACUAGGAUUCUAGCCAAGAAGUUCCCUACAAUGCGCAUCAACUGUUUAACACCUGGUUAUGUGAAGACUGACAUUUCAAUGCACAUGGGAGUAUUGACACCUGAGGAGGGCGCUAGCAACCCUGUGAAGGUUUCUCUCUUGCCUGACGAUGGCCCAACUGGUGCUUAUUUUGAUAGGGAUGGUGAGGCGUCUUUUGUGUGGUGUCUUGUUUUAAUUUUCGGUACCCGAAUGGGCCAAAUAUCCCGAGAAAAAAGAGCAUUCAUACGAUUUUGGCCCGAACUCAACUCCCCAGUUAAAACCUUAGCUCAACCCAACACAACUACUCUAGUCUCCCUUGACUCCACCAGUGCAGUCCCCAAGACCCCAACUGCCGCGAGAAGAAAGAUGGCGGCCAUCUCGAACCCGUCGAGCAAGAGGAUCGCUCUGGUUACUGGAGGGAACAAAGGGAUCGGGCUGGAGACGUGCCGGCAGCUCGCGUCUAGAGGGCUCAAGGUCGUGCUGACGGCGAGGAACGAGGCGAGGGGCCUGGAGGCGGUCGACGGCAUCAGGCGCUCCGGUGGCGCCGGUCAACCCGAUGUUGUCUUCCAUCAGUUGGAUGUCACCGACCCUUCCAGCAUCGACCGGCUGGCGGAUUUCGUCAGGGAUCAAUUCGGAAGGCUCGAUAUCCUGAUAAACAACGCAGGCAUUUCAGGUGUUGACCGAGAUCCAGUUCUGUUUGCCAAAUUUAAGGAACAGGUCGAAAGCAUGGAUGUAGAUCAGAGAGUUCAAUGUAUGAAAGAAAAUUCGAAGGAGACAUAUGAAGAAGCAAAAGAGUGUAUGAGAACGAACUACUAUGGGGCAAAGCUUGUCACCGAGGCACUACUUCCUCUUCUUCAGUUGUCCUCCUCUGGAAGAAUUGUCAAUGUCUCAUCUGGCUUUGGACUGCUAAGAAACUUCAACAAUGAAGAACUUAAGAAGGAAUUCAAUGACAUUGACAACCUUGCUGAAAAAAGACUGGAUGAGCUGUUGGAUUUGUUUCUGGAAGAUUUCAAGGCCAACUUAAUAGAGGCACAUGGAUGGCCAACGGGUGGCUCUUCAGCCUACAAAGUGGUCAAAGCUGCCCUCAACGCAUACACUAGGAUUCUAGCCAAGAAGUUCCCUACAAUGCGCAUCAACAGUUUGACUCCUGGUUAUGUCAAGACUGACAUGUCAAUGCACAUGGGAGUAUUGACACCUGAGGAGGGUGCUAGCAACGUUGUAAUGGUUUCUCUCUUGCCUGACGAUGGCCCAACUGGUGCUUAUUUUGAUAGGGAUGGUGAGGCGUCUUUUGUGUGACCGCGCCGUACCUUUUACGCGGUCUUCCGCUCUUACUUUCAGAACGGGACUGACAGAUUUAUACUGUAAUAUUUGUCAUUAAACAAUGUAAGUUUGACCUUUGCUCAAAUCGACAUGCUGGAGAUGGAAAUAGUAUAACUUUACUCUGA
Messenger RNA from Brachypodium distachyon (stiff brome), 2319 nucleotides. RefSeq lists its product as uncharacterized. The transcript is spliced from 10 exons. Lineage: Eukaryota; Viridiplantae; Streptophyta; Magnoliopsida; Poales; Poaceae. The record is from RefSeq and is a predicted model, not a curated record. Bases 62 to 2170 code for a protein of 702 amino acids. Gene Ontology annotation, cellular component: membrane.